AUGUAUGCAAUGCGAUUAACACAUACUGGUGAAGAUGGUUUUAUGCUUUAUAUUUCAUCAGAAUAUGCUUUAUGUGUAUACGAUAUGUUAAUGAAACAAGGUAAAGAUUAUGGAGUAAUCAAUGCUAGAUACUUUACUCAAUGUACUCUUCGAACUGAACGUAUGUACCCAUUAUGGGGACAUGAUAUCGAUAAGAAAACAACACCAUUUCAUUUAAAUAGAGAAUAUCAUAUAUCAUUUAAUGUAAAAAUAAAAUCUAAUUAA
This is a messenger RNA of Adineta steineri, 264 nucleotides long. NCBI's taxonomy places the organism in Eukaryota, Metazoa, Rotifera, Eurotatoria, Adinetida, Adinetidae. The record is from the annotation of a GenBank genome assembly.